AAACCAUCAGUGUUGCUUCUACUUUGUGACGGAAUACACGUUCAAACGCUCGCCGUCCGUCUACCCCGGCCGUGUGCCCUAGUCACUUACUACUUCCAUGGCUCGCCAGUGAGAGUGAGAGCUCGACCUAACGUAAAGCCAUUCCACACAUGUUAUUUAAGGUGCAAUAGGAGGAGAAGGUUCUCCUGAUGGUGAAGUUGAAAGUAUAUAUGAAUAUAUGAAGAGAAUUGAAAGGACACGACAAACAUCUUGUUGGAUCUUAGGGUUUGAAUGCGCAGACUCUUCUUCUUCUUCCUUCACAUUCGGAGGUUGUGCUUGGGUGAGGGGUGAGGAUGUCUGUAGGGUCGCCCACGCCGUCGCUUGAGUCUCUGUCUGGGACUCCUCUAGGUUCCCUCAUAGACUCGGAUCCUCCACGCUCUCUAGAGAACUCUCCACCAGCAUCCACCACAGGUUCCAUUGUAGGACGGAGUUCUCCAGUUGCUACAGUUUGUGGAAUAUGUAAUGAUACGUAUGUUCUACCACGUGUGUUGUCCUGCUUACACGUCUUUUGUUUGGGGUGCUUAGAGAAAGUUUGUGAUGGUGGAGAACGAUUGGUGUGCCCUCAGUGUCAGGCAGUGACAACGGCUCCUCCGCCAUUGCUCUUACCAGAUUAUGCUCUACAUCGUUUACUAGAAACGCCUGUGGAUGAACCAGCGUCUUGUACUGCUUGCAAGAGCCGGGACGUUGCUGCUGUUGCUCGUUGUCUGGAUUGUGCCAAGCUUCUUUGUCCACACUGUGUCAUGGCUCAUCAAUAUAUGCAUUGCUUUGAGGGCCACAGGGUAGUUACCUUGGCUGAACUGGCCCAAAGAGAUGAGCGACCAGUCACUUGCUUAACCCACAAGGGGGAAACUUUAAAAUAUUUUUGUGUCACAUGUAGUUCUCCAGUUUGUAUUGAGUGUACAGUCUUAGACCAUCCAAAAGGUUUGCAUGAAUUGGAAACCUUGAAUGAUGCUGCACCCCGCCAUCUAGAUCAAAUCUGCCAUGCCAUGGAAGAUGGUCGUUCCCGAGCUGCUGAUCUCCGCAGCUGUGUUAAGUCAGUUGAAGGUUCAUCAUCACGUCUUCAGCAGCAGUAUGAAAAAGCCCAAUCUGAAAUUCAUGACACAUUUACAUUCUACACAACAAUGGUAGAAGAGCGCAAGACAGAGCUAUUGCGGGAACUGGAUUCUCUUUAUCAUGCCAAACAAGUUUCCCUCUCGGUAUUUGCUCAAAAGGCUCAGGAGAGUGUUGAUAAAUUGUUAUCUAUUUGUGAGUUUAUCGAUAAAUUAAGGAAAUACGCUAACACCACUGAAGUACUUAUGUUUCGCAAACUUAUUGAAGGGAAGCUUUCUGAGCAAAUGGGAAAAAAUUUUGACUUGGGAAUGCAGAAUGUCAGUGAUCUUGAAUUUGUAAGUAAUUUUCCUGCCAUUCAAGUUGGUGUAAGGAAUACAUUUGGAUAUAUUCGAUCUGCUUCAGAUAUACAAGUUGGACCUACAAAAUUACCUCCAAUUGCAAGACCUAAUUCUUCCAAUUCAGUAAGUAGUAUGAACAGUAUCAACAGUUGCCUGAAUGGACUUUCAGGACUAAAUUUAGCUAAUGGCUUAAAUGGAAGUUUGAGCAAUGGCCAACCAAUGACUAAUGGCCAAAGUUUGUCAAAUGGCCAACUGAGCAAUAGCCAGCUUUCUAAUGGUGUUUCUACAAGCUUAGCCAACAGCUUGGGAACAAGUUUGUCCCAUAAUCUGAGCAAUGGACUAGUUAAUGGAUUAACAAAUGGCUUGACCAACGGCCUCUCAAGUGGGCUUAACACUAGUGUCAGUGGUAAUUUGAAUGGAAUCCUUGAACGUCCAUACAACAACAGUCAGUUGUCAUCACUCUUAUCUAAGAGGUUUAGCUCGUCCCAGAAUAUGGGACCAUUCUCCACCAGUUUGGGAGAUCUGAAUUUGAAUGGUUUAUCAUCAUAUGAGAAAUGGAGCUGUGGAGGGGGGGAAGGUGUAUUUAAUCAAGAACCUGUGAAUGGAGUUAGUGCUCCAGAUCCAGUUCUGCAUGAUUUGUCCCACAAACUGCUAUCAUGCUCUAUUUUUCCUCCCCGUUCUCAAAUAAAACGACAGAAGAUGAUUUACCACUGCAAGUUUGGUGAGUUUGGGGUGUUAGAAGGUCAGUUUACAGAACCCAGUGGGGUGGCAGUCAAUGCUCAGAAUGACAUUAUUGUAGCAGACACCAACAACCAUAGAAUUCAGAUAUUUGACAAGGAAGGACGUUUUAAAUUCCAGUUUGGGGAAUGUGGAAAACGAGAUGGCCAGCUACUGUACCCCAAUAGAGUUGCGGUUGUACGAACAAGUGGUGACAUUAUUGUAACAGAGCGUUCUCCUACACAUCAGAUUCAGAUCUACAACCAGUAUGGACAGUUUGUUAGGAAAUUUGGCGCCAAUACACUUUGCUACCCAAGAGGGGUAACAGUUGAUCACAAAGGUCGAAUAAUUGUAGUUGAAUGCAAAGUGAUGAGGGUUAUCAUAUUUGAUCAGUUUGGCACUGUUCUUCAUCAGUUCAAUUGCCCCAACCAUCUGGAGUUCCCUAAUGGAGUUGUUGUUAAUGACAAGCAAGAAAUAUUCAUAUCAGACAACAGGGCCCAUUGUGUUAAGGUUUUCAAUUACGAGGGUCAGUAUCUGCGACAAAUAGGAGGUGAAGGAAUAACAAAUUAUCCCAUUGGUGUUGGGAUUAACAGCCAAGGAGAAGUUCUGAUUGCUGACAACCAUAAUAAUUUUAACUUAACACUAUUCACGCAAGAUGGUCAGCUUGUGUCUGCAUACGAGUCCAAAGUCAAGCAUGCCCAGUGCUUUGAUGUUGCAUUGAUGGAUGAUGGCUCAGUAGUGUUGGCCUCCAAGGAUUACCGACUGUAUGUGUACCGCUACCUGCAGGUCCCUCCCCCACAUAUGUGAGACGGGUGAUGACGUAUUUUGCCUACAGUUUCAGUGGUGCAUUUUCCAAUUAGGUUGUAAUAAUAUUAAAAAAGUUGAAAGACAAUGUCAGAGCCAACACUUAAAUUAUCAGUGAAGGCAUGGUUAUACAUUGUUUGGCAUGUUAAAAUGAGUGUGAUACACGCACACAUACACCCAUACACAGUGACAGGACACUUAACCUCAUAUACUGAUGACCUCACCACUCACCCACAAGUGAUCAGUGGCCAGGCAAGUAACAGUGAGACCACUAGUGCUCAUUUUGUGGGUGGGAGGCCAGGUAGCCGUGUUGUCUCUGUUCCUUCAUAUAGUCUAUUUUUAAUACGGUGGUUGCAGUUGUUUGUACUCUCAGGGGCAGAUGCCAGGCCCAUGUCUGCCCCCCUAGUCAAAAUGUGUGGCUGAUGCCUGCCUGCCUGCCUGCCUUCUUUGUGUAGGCUUAGAGGUCAGUUACCAGUGUACUUGGGUAUCAGCAGUUACCAUUAAAUGGGCUUAGAUACCUGUUAAUACAAGUCACUUCUACAUUUACUCGCAUUUUAUGUUGAAGUAGGUUUUCUAUUUUAUAUAUAUGAAUUUUUUUUCAACUGCCAAUAGUCAUGUACAUAACUUAUUCAGUGGACUUUAAGAGUUUAUUUCAAAAUUUUCUAUUUGUUGCAUCUACUGUCAUAGUUGUGCCAUUAAGGAUUUAAGUUUUGUUUUUGGAUAACCUGCUCAUGGUAUUUUGUUUUUGGUUUUGUUCAAGUUUCUUUUAUUUUCAUAUUUAUGUGCAGUAAUUUAUUGAGGUUAUAAUAAAGUUAUGGGAGUGGAGUGCCACCAAACAAAAAUUGAAGGUCUGAUGGCACUACUCUACCCUCCCCCCCCCUCUCUGUAGUGGUAGCAUCUCUCGGGUGUGGCACCAUGUACUUUAGCCACAGCUGGAAAGAAGAAAAACUCACCCAUUAUUGUUCUACUGCAUUUGUUAGUUAUAAGGAAUUGUGCAUGAGAGCUACAGGCAAGUAGUGCAUGAAAGGGUAGGCUGUUAUGGUUCUUGGUAAAAGCAAGAUUACUGUAGCCUGACAUACCAGCCAAUUACCCUGAUGAUGAUGAUGAUCCUAGCAUUAACAACUAUGUUGGCUGGGAAGUAGUUAGAUUCUCAGUCGAUAGAUAAGUGGGCCGGUUGGCCAGUCCCUUGGCUCUGUGGGAGCCAACAGUUUUAUAUAAGUUUUUGGGAUGUCUGUCUUUUGUUUUUAAAGAGAAAAUGUUUUAGUUUAUUUUAUGAAAAGUAUGGAAAUUGUUUCCUUUUUUACAAGUAUUCCGUUUAUCAGAAUGGAUACAUUGAUUGUUUUAUGAGUCAAUAGUAUUGACAAGUUACAUGUUGAGCCAUCCAAAAGUUUGCUACUCACUUGUUAUACCUUUUUCACAAUGUUUGCUGAGGAAUAUAUAUCAAAAUUAGUUACUGGUGUUUCUAGAGAUGUUUAACUUGCCCAGAUUUGCUUUUAUUAAUUAAACCCAAGUAUGACAAUCAAAGUCAGAGGAAGUCAUUGCCUGAAAUAUUUAUCUUUGUACUUGCAUAACUAAAAUUUUUGUGAAACAGCACUUUAAGAAAAACUGGGGGCCAAACUAAAUUACAGGUGAUACUAUAACUUUGGUGAUGUUUUCUACAGUGACAGUUGAACUUUAAAUUAAAUGCAUACUGUCUUAAACUCUUGAAACACAUGUAGAACAGAAAUCAAAUUCUGUCCUUAUAGUAACGGAAGCACUACAACCACACUGCAGGUAAUAUUCCAACCACAUCUUGGUCAUGUCAUUCAGGCUUGGCUUAGGGUUUCCUGCAUAUCUUUGUGGUUUCAACCGGAUUAAUAUGCCCUUAUUGCCCUUACCUGUUGAUAUAUAUAUAUCUAUCUAGACUAGCUCACUAUGUUAGGUAGAAAUUGAGUACCAUUGUUGUAAUCACUAUACCCUAUCUUGCCUUUUUUGUAUCUGCUUCAAGUAGUGUAAUACAAAGCUCAACCUGUUGUAACCCUGCCUCCUAGGAUGGCUAAUGUUAACUAAACCAACUUGUGACCUUUCCCUGAGAGAUCAUCAUCAUGCCUUACCAGUGUUUUGCAGUGUUUUAGUCCUUAAGGUCGUGACUGUGUUGUGAUUGUGCCACACUCACACACCUCGUUUUUUGUGUGGAAUUGGAGGAGGAAACUCUUGUCUCCUCCUCCUUCUUCUACUUCUUCAAAAUAGAAAGGUUGCAAAAUCUCAGCACAAAGUCAGAUUGUUUUUCUUAAUGUUACAGCUGUAACAACUACAGGGCACAAUUGAAUUUGGUAUUGGUGAAUUUCUGCUAUCAGAAACAGGUCUAAUUGUGUGUAGAUUGAAUUGUAAAUGCAGAAUCACAUUUUGUUAAGUGCUACAUUGAAACGGUUGUUAGUUUUCAGUGUUCAGAAUUUGGCCAUAGGAGUUGUGCCAAGCUGGGUAAACUGUAAGCUUGUUUAACUGUUAAAAACUGUUUAUUAUUCAUUCACUGGAGUUAGAAUUUUUGUAAUGUACUAGCCAUUUACUCAUGAAAGUUAAAAAAGAAAGGUUUCCUGUGAAGUCGUGGGAAUUUGUUGUUUUUUGUCACUUGCAGGAAGCAGUUUUUUUUUCUUUGUACCUGGUUGUUAUCCAAUGUCUGGCAUAUAGACGUGGGUUGUUAGUGAAAGUGCCGGCUUGUACUUAAUAGUUUCUUUUAAAUUUUAAUGGCAUAAUAGAGGUGUUAUAACAGCACAUACACGGCCUUUGUGGUAAUGCUUGCUUUCCCAAUACAGUGAAAGAUGGAUCAACGUAUAAUGUUUGGAAUUGCGUCAACAAGUUUGUUGCCAGUUAGUUAACUGUAUUAGGUAGCACACAAGCAUUAAAUGUUACCUUCAAAUUUCUUGUAGCCAGUCACUGUGUUGCAAGGGAGCACUGAAUGGCUUGGACAAUACAUAUCUUUUGUUGAUACUACUGUGUAGACACUAGUGGAGCUGUCUGGUCCCUCCAGCUGCCUGGUUUCUCUUGCAGUGGAGUUCUCCUGUCUGCGAGAACCCUCCAGGAGCUUCUUGGGUCCCUCAGUAGACUAGUCAAGGCCCGGCUGGCCAGCCAGUCUGCCUGGGUCUGCCGGGCCUAGUCUUGGUGGCAUAAGGCAUCAAUGGUGCGGGGCUAGUAGCUGCCCUCUGCACCCCUUCAACUUUUAACAGCUCCUGGUGACAUGCCCUAUAGCCACCCCCCCUUGUUUGGAGGCUGUGACAUUAAAAGUAGUGAGCUUAGAUGCAGUCCCAGGAAAGGUCAGGUCAGAGGGGUGUAUAUUGGGUAGUUGCAUGCCACUUAUAGUUAGUGCUCGCUGUGCUGUGUAGAUCAACAACCCAUAAGUUAAGGCGGACUUAGUGUAGUACUGAGGGGGCUUCCCCUUCGUCUUUCACUCUCGGACUGUCCCUUAGGUUCAGAUGAAAUGGCAUAACCCUCCUGGCAGACGCACAAAAGUUACCUGUCAAAUUGCCCUCAUGGUCUUUGUUGAUAUUUGCAGCCAACAUUCCAGUUGUUGACUCUUGAAAUGUUUAUCCUUCCUUGGUGCCACAAACUAUGCCUAGAGCUACAUUUCAUCUGUGACCAAUUUUAAUCACAUUACACCAGUGAUAUUUGGGACACUACAACAUAGUUUGAUCAUUUCUUCACCACUUCCAUUGGCCUUUCUGAAGCAUGACUUCGUUCGUAUCUACUUAAAAAAAGGAGUUCCAAAGUCUAUUUUUUCACCUUUCUACAGUCCAAAAGAAUGUGUAGUUGUGGGCGGGCGGUGGGUUGGUGAGCCCGCAGGCCCAGACGGAGGGGGUAGGGCGGCCACCAGUAUUAUGCCUUGCACCGUCUUGACCCGCCCUGCGCCCCUCUGCUUUUCUACUAACGUUAAGAGUAUCAUACCCAGUUCUCUGCUGUUGACACGUUAACUACUUACCAGAGAUGAAACAUUCCACUAUUUUUGCUGUUUUUUCUAUCUGUUUGUAUCAUGUUACUUUUGUAGUAGCGCUGCUUGUAGAUUGGGCCACAGGCUGGUCUUGGGUUUUAUGCUGUUGCCUCUUAGCUUUCCUCAUGACCAGUCUUUGUGCCCACCAGAUGUGUGUUGCUAUUUUUGCUAUAUGAACCUCUUUUGUUCACAAAGCAGUAGUUAAUCAUUAUUGUGCCUAGUCCAAAGCAUCAGGAAAAAAAAAGUCAUGACCAGAACCCAGAGACAGGAUGAGCAAGUUUCCGCUUCCUAGUAUUGAGCCUCGAGAAAUCAAAAUGUGUACUUAAGUGAGCCUAUUUGGCAAAGGAUGUGUUGGUCUGUUGAAUUUUAAAAGGAGAAAAACAAAAUACAAGAAAAAAUAACUAGGAAGCCUCCUUUGCUCAUCUUGACUCUGCCGCCCCCAACAAGGCUAGGGCGGUGCCAGUAACUACUCUGUGUACAGUGUUUACGGCAGCUUUUGUAGAGAUCUGUGUUUGUAACCAUGUUGAUAUUGUUUAAGGUCCAAGUGUGUCAAUUACAGUCAUACAUAACUCAUGUUACCCACUUAAAUGGUCCCGUAGUAUGCAAAUGCAUUAUAUAUUCAUAUACUAUGUCUUACACAAGAAAAUGCCAUGUCUGUCAGUUGUUCAAAAAGUUUCAGUUUAUUUUGAUAUAUGAGAGCUGUUACAGAAUCAAUCUUGGACUUGUUUUAAACCUCUUGUUAUUAACCCUGAUAUUGUAAAAAGUAAGGUGGGCCACGGGGUGUGUUGACUGACCCAGUAGUGACAGCAGCACAGCAGGGUCAUUGCCCCCUUUGCAGUAGUUCAUCCUGGCACCAUAAGUUGAGUUUUUUGUUAUUUUAUUAAACAUUGGUUCCAAUAAACGCUACUUGGUAUAGACUGUCCUCCCCGCAACACACCCUAAGUGCUCCCAGACCAAGCAUUAAGUGCUUGGAGUUGUUGGUCUUCCAAGAUGUAGGCUGGGGAACAGUGAAGCACCAGCUGCCAUAAGCGAGGACAGACACACGUCCCCCUGGCCCACCUUCAUUGUUGAUGUGUUAAGCACCUUUGCUGCAGGACUAUUUGGUGAUGCGUUGAGGCACUGUCUGAAACACCCAAGUUAUGCUCCCCCCCCCAACCUCUUUAUCUUUCUUCACCUUUGGGGUUGUUAACCAUCCCAGAGGAAGACUAUCUUCCUAUGCCUUUCAUAACCCUUCACACUUCAGCAACUAGUUCUAAUAUCCGUUUGUAAUGAGACUAAAUUGUCCAUUGAGACAUUUGUUAAAAUUGUAAAAACAUUGUGCAUUUUGUUUUGAUAUAUCCCAUACAAUAUUUAUUAUUUAUUUUAUCGAUAAUUCAUUCCAAGGUUAAUGAAACCUUCCCACCACCCUUUAGUUGUUGGUAACCCUGACCUUAAAGCGCCAACAUGUUUUGCGCUUUUAUACUAUAUAUAUACAUAUAUACAUAUUGAGUGAUCCAAAACAUAAUUAUAAUUUCUUCAAUUAACCUGCUGGCGCAUGUGUUGGUUAUUAUUUUUAAUUCUACUUGCCAUCAAAGCAGGCUGGUGAAGGGACCAUUCCAAACUAAUCGAUAGUGCUGUCUCUUAUAUCCUUACCAAGAGUUACUGGUGAGAGUUAGGCCAGUGUGUUACGGAAUCUAAGUAUAGAAUCUCUAUGGUCAACAAACAUGGCAUACACAAAGUAGGGAGUGUACAAAUUUUAAGUGUUUAUUUUUCUAAAUUUCUUAAGUCUUAUAGGGUAUAUUCACAUUUUUGCAAUUUGUAUAUUUUUUAGGUAUUAUGGUUAUGUAUGUACACUUUGGUCACCUUCACUUUACUUUUAGUUUUUUACCAAAGAUAUAAGUAAAUCAAGUGUCUCAAUAGUUGAUCUGAAGACAGGUAGAGAGUUACAUAGAUGGAAGCUGAUAUAGUUAGAAGGAUGGGUUCCUGUCUUUUUACUGAAGUACUGUAGGGUGAUGUAGGUGCAGGAUUUGUAUGAAAACAGGCUUCAUUACUACAGUUCAGGUUAUUUGAAGUGGUUGCUGUCCUUGCAUACUGCAUAUACAGUGAAGCAUUUCAAAAUGUUAGUCAUUUGUACUUGCAGUCAUUGUGUCCUCUUUUGGUCACUAGUUUCAAAUUAAAGUUGUUUUACUGUUACACAGAUGUUUUUAUAAGGCUAUACUAAGCAAAUUUUGAUAGAAUUUUUUAGCAAGUGCAAAUUGCUAUUGUUUUUAAUUUUUAUUUUCUUUUGAAAGGAUAUCGUUGAGAAAUGAAUACUCUUAAUUUUUUCAUUUAUGGCAGGAAAACUAAAUCAACUUCCAUAUGUAAUUCCCCAUGUUUAUUGUAUACAAUUUUGUUGUAGUUUAUUUACCGGAAUGGCCCCAUACUUUUAUCAUUUCAUUGAAUUUCAUCACAUAUCCUAAUCAUACUCUGAGGAUACUUUUAUUUAAUUUUUCCUUUUUGUUUUUGUUUUAGAUUCUUACUAUUGCCUUCACAAAGAAAUAUUUAGAAAUAUUUUAUCGUCUUUCAUGGCGCAAGUUUUGUUGAAUGCUGUAAUGGCUAACCUAGAGAAUUUCAAUAAAGUAUUUUGUUUGACUGUAAAAA
This is a messenger RNA of Macrobrachium nipponense, 9528 nucleotides long. RefSeq names its product brain tumor protein-like. NCBI's taxonomy places the organism in Eukaryota, Metazoa, Arthropoda, Malacostraca, Decapoda, Palaemonidae. The transcript is spliced from 4 exons. The record is from RefSeq and is a predicted model, not a curated record. Gene Ontology annotation, molecular function: zinc ion binding; ubiquitin protein ligase activity; protein binding. The coding region runs from base 333 to 2951 and encodes 872 amino acids.